AGUCCGAUAGUAACUCUGUACAUUUCAGACGUAUCUGAAAUAUGUGAUAGUGAACGAAUUAUGUGGAAUUUUGAUUUUGUCGUGUUAUUUUGUAAUGAUACGAAUCAAUAACUGGCUUUCAAAGUAUUGAAAGAUAAGCUAAUUUAAAAUGACGUCGAUCAAAGAAGAAGAAAAGAAAGAAAUCCCAGAAUUCAUACACGAUCCUCAAACCAAUAGUACUUACCAGAGGUUACGAUUUUUUGGAAAGGGUGGAUUUGCAAAAUGCUAUGAAAUACAAGACACUUCAACAAACCAAAUUUAUGCCGGCAAAAUAGUCUCCAAGAAGUUAAUGGUGAAGACUAGUCAGAAGGAGAAGAUGGCACAGGAGAUCUCUAUUCACCGAUCACUGCAGCACAAGCAUGUGGUCGGCUUUCAUAGCUUCUUUGAGGAUUCGCUCAACAUCUAUAUUAUACUUGAGCUUUGUAAGCGUAGGUCUAUGAUGGAGCUCCACAAGCGCCGAAAAGCGAUCACAGAGCCUGAGACCCGCUUCUACAUGUACCAAAUCCUGCUCGGAGUCCAGUACCUGCACAGCAAGCGUAUCAUCCACAGGGACCUGAAGCUCGGCAACUUGUUCCUCGAUGAUGACCUGCAUGUCAAGAUUGGGGACUUCGGCCUUGCCGCCAGGAUUGAAUAUGAAGGAGAGAGAAAGCAGACUUUAUGCGGCACUCCAAACUACAUAGCACCAGAGAUCCUGACGAAGAAGGGCCACUCCUUUGAAGUGGACAUCUGGAGUUUGGGGUGCAUCAUGUACACACUCCUGGUGGGAAAGCCGCCUUUUGAAACCUCCACGCUCAAAGACACUUACAAGAGGAUCAAGCAGUGUGAAUAUAGUGACGGGGUGUACCUCGCGAUGAGCGUAUGUCUCGCGGGCCCUUUGCGGUCCCUGGGCGCUCGAUAUGCCCGCGCCAUGAUCCACGACAAUACGCUAAAACUACACUACAGGAUCCCCUCAUCGCUUCGCAAGCCAGCGGCGGCGAUGAUAGUUCUGCAACUGCAGUCCAACCCACAACGGCGGCCCUCCGUGGACAAACUGCUUCAGCACGAGUUCUUCUCGUCAGGAAUCCUGCCCGCGGCGCUGCCUUUGUCGUGCCUCACUACAGCACCGCGUACCGACCAAUUAGAAGGCGUGUCUGUGCACCGCCGUCCGCUUAACGAAGUCAACUCUAAUGAUGUGGCGAUGGCUGUAGACUCGCCGGUGAAGCGCGAGGGCAUGCCGUCGGAGCCCCGCGCCGUGGAGCCCACCUCGCACAGGCAGAACCUCAUCGCGCUGAGAGACCAGCUGGCCACGUUGCUCGUCAGCAAGUUGAAAUGCCGCCCGGAAUGCCUUACGGACGAGCUGAGCGAUCCGGGAUCUCAGCCGCUGGUGUGGGUGGGCAAGUGGGUGGACUACUCCGACAAGUACGGCUUUGGCUACCAGCUCUGUGAUGAGAGCGUCGGUGUCAUGUUUAACGACACCACCAAGCUCAUCAUGCUGGCUAAUGGACUGAACGUACACUACAUAAACAGACAGGGUCAAGAACAAUAUAUGACGAUGGGCAAGUACCCACAGGAGCUGGACAAGAAAAUGAAGCUGCUCACCUACUUCAGGAGAUACAUGACUGAACAUUUGAUGAAAGCUGGUGCGUCAGUGCAAGUCAGGGAGAGCGACGGACUAUCGCGAUUGCCACAUCUGCAUCAGUGGUUCAGGACUACGCUCGCAGUUAUUAUGUAUCUGACUAAUGGGACGUUACAGAUAAACUUCCAAGACCACACGAAAAUAAUACUGUGUCCGCUUAUGCAAGCGGUCACUUACAUCGACGUCGAGAAGAACUUCAGAACAUUCCGCUUCAGUACCAUCGAACAGCACGGUUGCGACAAGAAGCUGUACACCAACCUCACUUACGCAUUAGACAAACUCAACAGUGUACUGGCAAACAAACUGUGCUAGCUGACGCUCGCGCUUAGGUCAUUGUAGAGUAUAAUGAAGUAUUGCUCCCGAGUAUAGAUAUGUCGUAGUCUUCUUCUCAGUAAGUUCUCACGGUAUUGAUGAGUAGUGUUCCUACAAUUAUUUCAUAAAUCACUUAUAAAAUCCCCCUUUUUUUGUCUGUAUGUAUCCCCUAGCCUCCGAAAGUUGUGAACAGGUUUUGUUCCUGUUUAAAAUAUCGGAAUGAGGAUUUUCUAAGAAAGGUUUAUAUUUAUAUCAAUGCUACCCAUGCAAGGCCGGAACAGAUCGCUAGAUACGUAUAAAAAGCAAACAUAUAGAUAAACAGCAGACUCAGCCAAUCAGAAAAAGCUAAUUGCGCUUAAGACGCUGAGCCUAAUUUAAUUUGCUUCAUGCAUAGGACACUCAAUACUAGUUUCCUGAGGUUAGAAAGGAUUUGCUUGUAGAAAAAGACACGCGGAUAGUUGCUAGGGGAGCAGCAACGCAGGGCCGACAUUGGCGCCGGCAAACUUUGUAAGCAGCGUUUACGAUUUUGUUAAAAGUUUAAAUUAGUUUCAAAUCAAUUUCGUGAGUGUUAUAUUUUUAUUUCGUAUCUUCUUACUCAGUUUUAGUUUUGUUAACCACCGAUACUUAUAAUUUAUUUACUUAUUUGAUAUUCUCUGAAAUCGUAACAUGGAAAGUAGUUAAUGUUGUCGAAAAAAAAUGCUACGAUAAUAUCACUCGUCUUAGGGAAUAUGUAUGACACUUUUUACAACUGUGCCUUUGCUUAGGAUAAGGUAAAUUUUAGUUGAGCAUUUAGUUCUUUAUUGACCUAUUUGAAUGAUUUUAAGGAAGUUCUCAUGUUGAAUUAGCUACGCUGGUUGCCAGGGGCGAGUACGUUAAGAUUAGUGAUAUAUCUGUGAAAAUAACUCUUCCAAUAUCCAAGUGUUCGCCACCGACGCACAUCAAUUUGGCGCGACCAUUUCUCAGAGAGUGCACCACGACUGAAUCUGGGGUGCACUGCCUUUUGGAUUGUUUAUUUAGUUUUAUAUUAUAUUUUUAUAAAACAUUGUUUCGUGCUUCAGUAACAUCGGAUAAUUGAAUCAUCGCGCCACAAACAGAAAAUAAGCAAUAAAUCCCCAAAAUAUUAAAAUGUUAUGAGUAUGAACGUCAGUAUUAGUGAAAAUUCGAUGGUGUUGAAGCACUGGCUAUUUGUAACUUGGAAGUUUCUCAGAGGUCAGUUACCUCAUGUAACAUAAAG
Messenger RNA from Amyelois transitella, 3200 nucleotides. RefSeq names its product serine/threonine-protein kinase polo (gene polo). The record is from RefSeq and is a predicted model, not a curated record. Gene Ontology annotation, biological process: regulation of cytokinesis; mitotic cell cycle; protein phosphorylation. Gene Ontology annotation, molecular function: ATP binding; protein serine/threonine kinase activity; protein binding. The transcript is spliced from 12 exons. Bases 149 to 1966 code for a protein of 605 amino acids. Lineage: Eukaryota; Metazoa; Arthropoda; Insecta; Lepidoptera; Pyralidae. Gene Ontology annotation, cellular component: cytoplasm; nucleus; centrosome.